AUGGCACCGAAACGGCCGCGGAUCUCUGUGGGCGUAAUGGCAGUUUGUUGCGGCGUACUGUCCCUGUCGGUGGUGGCGCGUGAAUCUGCCUCCCACAGUGAGACCGGUGCAGGUUCGCGAAAGUAUGUCGCGGUGCAUCAUCAUCCGGUGCAUCCGGGAACAUUUGCGUCCCCGGUCGAUGCACCGGACACGUUACACGGACUGGCAGGCAUGACUACACCGCUCACGCCCGAACCGAAUGCGAUCGAAAAUGAACGACAUCGAAAAACGAGAGAAACAAUUCCGCUUACACGUCCAACUUCGACCAGUGACGAAUCCCACAGCACCAGUACCAAGGCCACCACCCAAAUAAGACGCCGUCGGAUGGAGCCCAAAAUUCGAAGCCUUCCCUCGCCGCUUGUCUUUAUGCCGGCGCGUGGUCGCCGAUUUGGUGGCUUCGAAAUACCGACCGAAAAGCGACAGAUCACCAUUGAGCAGAUGCUGGAGAAGGGUGACUACUUCGUGCCGAAUCGAGGCAAAAAGGCACCCACGCCCACGGGCGAACUGAUCAAGAAGGGCACGUUCGAUGUGCUGCUGGGUGGUUCACCGGACGAGUACUUCUUUCCGAACCGGGGCAAAAAGCAGUACUGGCUGACAUACGACUUCCCGAACGGCAGAUCGGUGGUACCCGCCCGUGCCGGUUCGCCGUUCGAUGGCAAGCUGAGCAGCUACACCAUACCGAACGUACAGCAGCUUCAGCAGCCACUGGCGAGUCGAUUGCGGCGAAAUUUGCUGGAAAACCUUGCCAACGAGCACAAGGAUACGUUCUUUUCGUCGCGCGGCAAAAGACUGCUGCCAUUGACGGAGGAGUUGAUGAUCGGUCCGGGCAAUACGCUUGCCGGGGAACAGCAGGGCGAAACUAUGCAGGAAGCUUUGUCGGGCGAAAUGAUGCCGGAGUUUUCCGGCCAACCGAACGAUCUGGAUGCAUUGCUAUGGAAUCAGGAUCUGCUUCUUUCGCUAGAGCAACCCGUAAGCUAA
Molecule: messenger RNA, 1017 nt
Organism: Anopheles moucheti
Lineage: Eukaryota; Metazoa; Arthropoda; Insecta; Diptera; Culicidae
Exons: 2
Coding region: 1-1017 (338 amino acids)
Source: RefSeq, a predicted model, not a curated record